AUGGCGACGAUUCUGUCCAAGCACGUUUUGAACGGAGGCUCCGCAAGAGAGACGCUCUGUGAAGAAGAAGAUAUCCCCAGCGUCAGCGUGUUGCAGCUCGGGGAGUCUACAGCGGAAGAUCGUCCUCAGCGUUCAUUCUGGAGACGAGCUCACAGAGAGCUUGAUUGUGUCGCAACACAGCCAUCCGUAUUCGACGACCCUGCUACUCUUGAGGUGUAUCGCCCUCCUGCGGUCUACGAGAAUGUGCAUCGGUUUGAUCCUGACGCACGCUGGACGUGGCGUGAAGAAUAUCGAAUGGUCCGAAGGAUAGAUUUGGUUAUCAUGAUAUGGGCUUGUGUGAUGUUCUUCUGCAUGGAUCUCGAUCGCUCGAACAUCACACAAGCUAACACCGACAACUUCCUGAACGACCUGCAUCUCACAACGGACGACUUUAAUCUCGGUAACUCCCUGUUCAGGCUGUCUUUUCUCAUCUCGGAACUUCCUUCGCAGCUCAUAUCAAAGAGAGUGGGUCCCGACAUCUGGGUACCCAGUCAGCUUGUCUUGUGGAGUUUCGUGUCUCUGGGUCAGUUCUGGCUGACGGGUCGCACUUCGUUCUUGGCUACAAGAUGCUUGCUGGGAAUUAUGCAGGGCGGCUUUGUUCCUGAUAUCAUUCUCUACCUCUCUUACUUCUACACGAAACGGGAAUUACCAAUACGGCUUGCAUGGUUCUUCGUGUCAAACUACACAGCCCAGCUCAUUGGGGCAUUCCUUGCCACAGGUAUCCUUCGCCUAAAUGGUGUCCAUGGAAAAGCGGGUUGGCGCUAUUUGUUUCUGAUUGAAGGAGGAUUGACGCUACUAGUUGGCUUGAUAUCCUUUUUCAUGAUGCCCGCAGGUCCUACCCAGACCAAGGCCUGGUUCCGGCCCAAAGAAUAG
Messenger RNA from Sparassis crispa, 912 nucleotides. RefSeq lists its product as hypothetical. NCBI's taxonomy places the organism in Eukaryota, Fungi, Basidiomycota, Agaricomycetes, Polyporales, Sparassidaceae. The coding region runs from base 1 to 912 and encodes 303 amino acids. Gene Ontology annotation, cellular component: membrane. Gene Ontology annotation, molecular function: transmembrane transporter activity. The transcript is spliced from 7 exons. The record is from RefSeq and is a predicted model, not a curated record. Gene Ontology annotation, biological process: transmembrane transport.